This is a messenger RNA of Rhagoletis pomonella (apple maggot), 438 nucleotides long. It is a transcript of the gene RpS28b, whose product is annotated as 40S ribosomal protein S28. Gene Ontology annotation, cellular component: ribosome; cytosolic small ribosomal subunit. The coding region runs from base 100 to 297 and encodes 65 amino acids. Gene Ontology annotation, molecular function: structural constituent of ribosome. Lineage: Eukaryota; Metazoa; Arthropoda; Insecta; Diptera; Tephritidae. The record is from RefSeq and is a predicted model, not a curated record. Gene Ontology annotation, biological process: translation; ribosomal small subunit assembly; maturation of SSU-rRNA. The transcript is spliced from 2 exons.
AAAGUAAACGACACCUCUUUCUUUUGCUUCCGGCUGUCACUUUGCUCGUUUGCUACACGUGAAAUUUUCGCGAAAAAUCUUCACUUUUUACAAAAAAAUAUGGAUAAACCAGUUGUGUGGGCUCGUGUCAUGAAAGUUCUGGGACGUACUGGUUCUCAGGGCCAAUGUACACAAGUGAAAGUUGAAUUCAUCGGUGAACAAAACCGUCAAAUCAUCCGCAACGUCAAAGGACCCGUCCGUGAAGGUGAUAUUUUGACCCUGCUGGAAUCUGAACGUGAAGCUAGAAGACUUCGCUAGUCGAGCAAGGAAUGUGAUGAGAGAUCGUUUGUUCAUUUAUUAGUUGCUAUAUAUGCCAUCUUGUCGGAUGAAAUGCUCUUCAAUGAGAUAUUAAUUACAUACUUGAAGAUGAAUAAACAGGUCUUUUAGUAUAAAACUGUA